Molecule: messenger RNA, 5868 nt
Organism: Sinocyclocheilus grahami
Lineage: Eukaryota; Metazoa; Chordata; Actinopteri; Cypriniformes; Cyprinidae
Exons: 13
Coding region: 806-4105 (1099 amino acids)
Biological process (GO): Rac protein signal transduction
Molecular function (GO): CCR4-NOT complex binding
Source: RefSeq, a predicted model, not a curated record
UUCGCAGGAAAUGACUGCGAGGCCUUAUAGAUAGUUCGUGCUUUUGUUGCUGUGGCCCGCGUUUGCUGAGACACCCCUAUCUGGAAGCACAUUUGUUUCCGUUGUGAGUAUUAACUACCUCAGGCACUGGAAACUGAUCAAGAGGGAGCCCGGUGAUCUCUCCCGGCAGCUGCGUCUGUUCAACCGGCCCCCGCUCGACCCCUGACCAGCUGUACGGCGCUCACAACCCUUCUGACCGACUGGAUCCGUCAGAGCAGUGCAGGCCCGCAACGUGCCAAGACAACAUCACCCUGUAGCUCGUGCCAAUCCUGCCACUGUUUUUCCUUUUCUGAAAAUUCAUAGUCUUUUGCUGAGAGAUUUUUACGAUUUUUCUAUUUUUAUUAGAGGCCUACGGAAAGAGCUCGGAAAGAAGGGUUUUUCGCUUCCAUUUGAAGGAUUGAUUACGCACUUUGGAUUUUCGUCCAGGAUUGAAGCUAGAUCGUUUUUUUUCCCGAGAGGCACCCGUGAACCAGUUCUAAGGGAAAAUAACUUUCACUGGGAUAUUUUGUGUUUUUUUUUUUUUUUUUUGGCAAACGUUUUCAUGUGAGCUGCGUUCGGAGUUGCAGCUGGGCUGCAAGAUUUCCUCGAACCUUCCUUCGCGCCACUCUCUCCAUCGUUUCACAGCGGGUUACUGUCAUGACUGCCCCUCUAAUGGGAUCUUUAAGCUAUCUAUUUACUUGAUUCAAGGAGACCCAGAUUAGGCAUCCAGAACUCAUUCGAAGGUGAAGUCGAGAGGACCGAUACUUCCUGGGUGCAUUGAAUACUUAUGUAUUGUUGCAGUGCACAAGAAAGUAAAAUGGACUACAAGCUGCGCUUUUUGCUUGGCGGGUCCAAGCACAAAGUGCAGCAGCAUCAGCAGUUCCAGUUGCCCGAGCUCAGCCGGACCCUCAGCGCCCCGUUGGGCUCUUCUUGUUCCACCCCUUCUCCCAUGGCGACCAUAGGCUCCUCCCCUUCUGGCUGCCACGCCCCGCCCCCCGGCGCCACCACGGCGAUCGCAGACAUCCAGCAGGGCAUCUCCAAAUACCUGGAUGCACUGAAUGCGUUCUGCCGCGCGAGCGCGUUCCUGACCGAGCUCUUCGGCAGUGUUUUCCGGGACUCGCGUUACUCCAAAGCAGCUAUGCAACUGAAGGACGUGCAGGAACAUGUCAUGGAAACGACCAGCCGGCUCACCACAGCAAUAAAGCCCGAGAUCGGCAAAAUGCUGAUGGAGCUCAGCGCAGGCGCGGCUAACUUCAAAGACCAGAACGACUUCAGCCGGCAGGACGUGGAGGUGCUGGGCCGCUGCUUCCUGACGGUGAUGCAGGUGCAUUUCCAGUUCUUGUCACAGGCGUUGCAGAAAGUCCAGCCGGUGGCGCAGUCCUGUCUGGCCGAGGCGCUAGCGCAGGUUCAAGAGAGACACGGAAACGCCCACACGCAGAACACGAGCCCCGGGCCCCUGACGGAGCUGGAGGAGGCCGUCCGCUCAUGGAAAGGAGCGUCAGAGGUGACGGCGUGUCUCAGGGAGAGAGGGAGAGACGGCUGUCUGUCUGGCAUUCAGGUACAGCAGCUCUUCUGCUCUCAGAACACCUCCAUCCCUGAACACCAGCUCAAAGAGCUCAAUGCCAAGAUCAACAACGCUCUACAGGCGUAUAAAGCGGCGUUAGACUCUUUGGGUCACAGUGAAUACGCGCUGAAGGCCGGAUUUCACCUUAAUCCCAAAUCAGUGGAAGCAGCUUUGCAGGGCUGCUGCAGUGACGCCGAGGCCCAGCAGGCCGGACGCUUUCACACCACGUCUCAGCCCAUCCAGUGUGAAUUACCCACAAUCCCCGUCCAGAUCGGCUCUCAUCUCCUCCGAGGAGUUUCUUUCAACGAAAGCGCAUCAGAUAACCUCAAGCUUAAAAUGCAUGCUGUGCUGCAGCUGAUCAAGGAUGCGGUGGAUCAGAACGGUGUGGCCGUGCGGGACGAUUCCCCCGUCACAGAGGUGCUGAACCAGGUGUGUCCCUCCAGCUGGAGAGGAGCCUGUAAGACGGCCGUUCAGCUGCUGUUUGGACAGGCUGGACUGGUUGUGGUUGACACGGCUCAGAUUGAGAAUAAGGAAGCUUACGCCCCUCAGAUCUCUCUUGAAGGAUUUAAAGUUGUGAUCCAGGUUCCUUCUACAUGGUGUCUGAAGGAGGAUCCAGCGACGAUGUCUCUGCUGCAGCGCAGUCUGGAUCCCGAGAAGACCCUCGGCUUGGUGGACGUGCUUUACACGGCUGUGUUUGACCUCCAGCGCUGGAAGGAGCGCAAGGAACAGAGUUUGCCCACCAUUCAGAUCCAGCUACAACGAGACACGACUGAUUACGGCGGCCCCAUCGAUCUUCCUCCCGGGAACAGCACCAAAUCCUCCGGCGGCCUCCCCAAAACCAUCUCCAAACUCACCUCACGCUUCACCAAGAAAACCUCGUCCAACUCCAGCGCAGGCGGCAGUUACUCCAUCCCCAGCACGCCGUCAAGGAGCAGCAGCAGCUCGGACGACAAAUCCGGCCGCCUGCGCAGCCUCCUGCAGAUGAGCAGCAUGCCGUGCACACCUGACCCCAGCCACGCGCAGACCGCCAACGGCGCAUCCGCAGAUGAGCAGGGCAUGAACCUGCCCACCGACCAGGAGAUGCAAGACGUCAUCGACUUCCUAUCGGGGUUCAACAUGGGGAAAUCCCAGCAGGCGUCUCCGCUGGUGAAGAGGAGGAACUCUGUGGCGUCUACGAAUGCGGCCGACUUGAAGCCGCCCAGCGGAGCGACUCCGCUCACCUCGCAGUCUCAAGUGUCUCAAAUGUUGGCGCAAACCUUGAAGCAACAACAGCAGCAGCAGCAGCUUCCGUCAACACCAAAACAGCAGCAAACGCAGCCGCAGUCGCAGCCGACCUCACAGACUCUACCGUUCUACCAGCAUCUCUUGCAGCCGAUCGGUCAGCCGCCGCAGCAAACAGCACCCGUUUCCCCGCAGCUCUCUACCCAGCAGCCCCCGCAGCCAAGAGCCCCCAGCAAGUGGCCCCAGGGUCCUUUAGGAGGCCUCUCGCCCAUCGGGCCCUUGACGCAGUGGCCCGCCCCGGGCCUGCCGGACCUCAGCUCUGACCUCUACAGUCUGGGGCUGGUCAGUACGUACAUGGACAGCAUGAUGUCGGAGAUGCUUGGCCACAAGCCCCCACAGGGACCACGGAACAACACCUGGCCCAACCGAGACCAAAGUGACCAGAGUCUGUUCGGGGUGUUGGGAGACUCCAUGCCCUUUGACCCUGCAGGUGAGCACAGACCGGUCAGCUCAGACGGGUUCAUCAUAGGUUUUGUAGUGUUAGAGUAUCAGAGCAGAACUCUGGCGCAGACACAGCGACACACAUCAGAUCCAGAGUUUGCACGUUAUGUUGCCGGGGUCAAUCAGGCCAUGCAGCAGAAGCGGCAGGCACAGCAUGUUCGUCGGCCCAGCAACACCCGCAGUAACUGGCCACACCCAGACGAGCAGCACAGAGGCUGGACACACCCAGAGUACUACAGCGAGGGGGAGGCGGUCAACAGCGGCUGGUCAGCCAAUCAGGGGGAUUCGGCCAGCUCGAGUGACGAGGCGUCCUCAGCCAAUGGGGACAGUCUGUUCUCCAUGUUCUCCGGGCCUGACCUGGUGGCGGCUGUUAAACAAAGACGGAAACACAGCUGUGGCGAACAAGAAGUAUGCACUCUGCCCUCUCCUCCUCUCCACCACGCCAGUGACGACAGUAACCAGGACAGCAAAACUAAAACCUGGCCUCCUAAAGCCCCCUGGCAGCACUCCUCACACACCAACACCAUGCCCAAUCCCAGCUCUUCCCUCUACCAGAUGACCAUCCCUUCCAGCCAAUGGGGCGACUCCAUGCAAAUGCUGCAGUCUCCAGUGUGGUCGACAGCCAAUGACUGUCCUCCAUCCUCCGGGAUGUCCUCCGGCUUCCCGUUCACACAACAACAACAACAACAACAACAACAGCAGCAGCAGCAGCAGGUUUCCCUGGUGGUUAUCCUGAGCAAAGGCUUCAAAACCUUCCCGCUCAAACCCGAGCAUCGACCCUCGUACCUGCACCAGUACUGAGCUGGACCUGUGCUGGGAGAGGUCGCAGACCCUUUUCGUGUAUUUUGAGUAAUGCUCAGGAUGUGAACCCAGAUCAGCUUUUAAAGGCUUUGAGUAGGACGCCACUGAGAAACUUUAUAAAGGGGUUUCGGUUGUGUCGGGGAAGCGGAAGGAUGUUAUUUAAUUAUUCAAACACGGCGUUGUAGAAACCUUGAUCUUGUGGUGUGCCGUGAACCUGAUCUAGACUCCAACCUUGUAAACUAGAAGUGUUUUUAUGGGGAAAUUUGCAAUUAACAUAGUGGUCAAUAACAUUUUUGUACACCGAUGCGUGUCAAACAUCCCCAAACAGAACAUUACUGCCUUCCACGCAGUCCAAACGAUGCAUGAUUCAUGUUAACAGCUAGUCGGACCAUUUCACUGGCGGCCGCAUCGGCACGACUGAUGCCUUCAGUCUCGUAGCGGCGUUCGGCUUCGAGUUUACACGACUUUUUCGAUAUGCAUGGCCACCGUGCUCACUCACAGCACACUAUCGCAGCCGCAUUACGAAGAUCCGGACGUCCUGGUCUGCUAACCGGACGUCCCACAUAACGAUACUGUGUUUAAAUAGCUGUAACUGCCAAAUGUCACGUGGGACGACCCAGACUGCAGCUCUCAGCUACUGUUCCAUAGCUUGUAAAUGACUCGAAAAAAGAAACGAAAAAGAACUAUAAAUAAUUUACUUUUUACGAAGAGGCUUCGAGCAGGCUCGGCAGAAAUAUAAUAAUCAUAGCAGAGGUGUAAUUUGAAAGAAAUACACUACUUUUUCAACAUCUGAGAGAUUAAAAAAAAAGAUUAAAAUACAACUAAAAAAGGAUGUUAUUAGUAACUUUGUGCCAUGUUGUUUUGAAUAGCACUUGCAGAUAUUUUCUCUAACCAAAGUAUUGUUUAGAGGGGGGAAAUGGUGCUUUAAAAAAAAAAAAAAAAAUAGCCGUUUGGGAGCCGUAGUAGUAGUUCUAUCUAGAAAGAAGAGAAACAACUUUUUAGCAAAAACAAACCCUUCUGUACGGUCAAACGCGUUCAUUUUCCCAUUGGCUUUCUUCAGAACGACACUAACAAACACUUCCCAUAAAAAUAACAUGUAUUCCUUUCAAAUACGAUAUAUUUCUUGUACAAAUACUGACAGUAUUAAUCUUAUUUUUGUAUUUUCUUACACAUUAUACCAUUACUCUAUAAGUUAGCGUAAUAUAGGCUUAUUAUUAAGUAAAACAUUAUUUUCCCAAGAUGUGAAGCACAUUUCUUUUCUUUCCUACAGAGUUGAACUAUACCUUCUUUCUACAGAGGUUACCAAAUACGCCAUUAUAAACACUAAUAAAUGGUUCUGGUCGGAUUGGGGUGUUUUUUUUUUUUUUUGGUGGUUAUUUUGAGCCCGGAUUCCCGUUGGUUUCUGUGGUUCCGGGCUGCAUCUGAAAAGCCCCGAAUGUUCAUUUCGUGACGUUUGCCGAUGCCAAUGUUGCCUGUAUUUAUGAUAUGACCAUGUUUUCUGAAAACUAACAUACUUACCAUGUUUACAGAGAAUCGUUUGCUGUAUAUAAAUAUAUCUUUUUAUAGUUCUGUGCUUUGCACAAUCAAAAUAUAGGUCCGUUGCUUCGUCCGUGUUUUCCUCCCAAACUGUUUCGGCAUUUUUUUUUUUUUUUAAGAUUAAACAUUUUCGAUGACCUUGGACUGUAAUGCUCAACAUUUCUCAGCUGUGUCAAAAUGGUUUACUAGUGGCUUCAAAAAAUAAAAGGAGUUUAAAAAAAUUCAAU